This is a messenger RNA of Ostreococcus lucimarinus CCE9901, 1768 nucleotides long. RefSeq lists its product with no specific name. The record is from RefSeq and is a predicted model, not a curated record. The transcript has a single exon. The coding region runs from base 216 to 1751 and encodes 511 amino acids. Gene Ontology annotation, molecular function: protein binding. NCBI's taxonomy places the organism in Eukaryota, Viridiplantae, Chlorophyta, Mamiellophyceae, Mamiellales, Bathycoccaceae.
CGCGCGCGCGGCGACGCGCGGCGCGACGACGCGCGCGCGAACGGCGACGCGUCGAAACGCGCUCGCGUCGACGCGCGCGAUCGCGGCGACGCGGACGCGGACGCGCGCGGAGACACGCGAAAAGAAGGACGAACGCGGUGGACGAUCGGCACCGCGCGCGACAUCUUGCGACGGCGACGGCGAUAGACGCGAGCGCGAGGCGAGCGCGAGGCGCGAUGGAGUCGCUGGCGCGCGCGGUGAUGACGUCGAUACCGCCGAACGCGAUCGAUCGACAGCGCGUGUGCGAGGUGAUCGGAAGGGCGGAGGGGGCGCGAGCGAGCGGACGACACCGAGACGCGGCGAAGAUGUUGAUCGACGUCGGAGGGGCGCUGACGCGGUUGCAACACGAGACGGCGGUGGCGGUGGCGGAGCAGGCGUUUCAGUGCGCGGUGCAACAGGCGAGGUUGAACGAUGAGGACGUGCCGGAGUACAUGAAGAACGCGACGGAAGGGUCGAACGCGGAGCUGGGGGAGGCGUACGCGAGCCUCGGGAACUGCGAGCGCGCGUUGGGCAAGUUGGCGGACGCGGAGGGGCAUUAUAAGGCGGCGGUGAAAGCGGUUGAGGAUGAUGGAUUGGAGCCGUUUUCUAAUAAGUUCGUCCUUCGAGUGAUGGUGACGAGAGUUCGAAAGGAUUUCCAGAAACAUGAACAAUUGUGCGACGCGUGGGAGGAGACGAUUCGCAAGGCGGCGCGCGAGGGCACGGAGAGUCAAACCGCGCUCUUGGCGGCGACUGGAAUCUGUUUGCAAGAGCGCGCCGGUGGGAUGGCGGAACAAAAGAAGUUUAACGAAGCGGCAGAGCUGCGAGGCGGGAAGUUUUUGGAGACUGUGCUUCGCUUACAGGCGCACGGCUUGCGCACCAAGCCCGACGUGUUGCUGCCAAACGUGUACGAUUCCAUCGCGGCUUUGUAUCUCCAAGCGAAAGACAUUAAGAAGGCGCUCGGAUUUUUGCACAGAGCUGUGGCGUCAACGGCGUGUACGGAGUGCUACGGCGAUAAAUUUAUACCCGAGGGCGAAACGCGGGGGAUCAAAGCCGAGGGCAAGUGGGACGAUGUGUGCUGGCACCCGUCCCUUUUAGCGUCAAAAAAGGGUGUGGAACAAGACGAGGUGGAUGUCGUCCCGCGCGCACCGUGGGAGGUGAGCCCGGAGGAGAAGAAAAUCAUCGACCAAAUUUUAGGCGUCGGCGAUAAGUGGACGAUGAAGAAGGGUAAGGAAGGUCCGGAGCCGGCGCGAGGGGCCAACGCGCUCGGGCACAUCCUGUACACGCUCGGCAACCAUCUCAUGCAGGCAGCAAAGUGGGAAGAAGCCGGUCGUCCCUUGAAGACCGCAGCUGCGAUGUUACAGAACGAUUUGGAUAUGCAAGGGAACUGUUUUCACUUGCUCGGCGUCGUUCACUUUCAGAUCGCCAAGCUUCCCAUGAAUAGAGCGCGGGUGAAGGAGAUUUUGCCGCGCGCGGCGAGCUCGUUUGCCUUGGCCGCAGAUUGUAGAAUCGUCGAUGGCAAGUGUACAAAGAAAGGUGCAGCCGAAUCGAUUAACUCUCUAUUGUUCUUAGGUCGAUGCAUGUUCGAACUCGGCGAGUUUGAGCAAACAGAACAAGUCACCGCUCAAGCCAUCAGCCUCGGCCGACAAGUGCUCGGCGACAACGCUAAGGAAACCAACGAGGCCAUCAAGGCGAUGAUGGAGUUUAAACGCCAGAUGUCGAUGAUGGGUCGAUGAUGGGACGAUGAACGUAG